AUGGAAGAAGUUAAAACGUGGCUAGAAGAUCACCAACUUGGGGAUCUUGUCCACUUAUUCGAACACAAGACUGUGUUUCCUUUGUUUUUAUAUUUUGAUGAUGUUGAACCCGACAAUCAAACAGGUUCUCAUUCUAGAGUUCACAGCCUCGGUGCUGUCUAUUACGAAGUAGCAUGUCUUCCUCAACACUUGCUUUCAUCUCUUGAAAAUAUUUUUGUAGCGGCGUUUUUCUUAAGCGAUGAUAGGCACCUGAACAAUGGUAAAGCUUUUGCCGACAUCUUGAAUGAUUUAAAAGAUCUUGAAACUAAUGGAAUUACCAUCCAGACUGAAGCUGGAGACCAGCGUAUUCAUUUUGCGUUAUGUCUUCUCCUUGCGGACAACUUGGGUUUUCACUCUAUUACUGGACUCGUCGAGUCAUUCUCAGCAAAUUUUUUUUGUCGUUUUUGUAAGCAGCAUAGGCUGAUAACACAAAGUCAGAAAAGGGAAGAUCCUCAAAUUUUGCGUAACAUACAGAAUUAUGAAAUGGAUGUACUGAACAAUGACUGUUCCCUCACAGGAGUGAAAUCCAAUUGCAUUUGGAAUGUUCUUUCAUCUUUUCAUAUUACCAUAAAUCAAUAUUUGGAUUUCAUGCAUGAUUUUUUAGAAGGUGUUUGCCAUUAUGACUUGUGUGCCAUAUUAGAUCAAAUUAUAUCCUUUGAUGGAUUCCUAUCGAUUGAUACUCUAAAUGAACGUGUACAAUAUUUUGAUUACGGCCCUGAUUCAGGAAAUAAACCAUCCAUGAUCACCAUGAAUGACAUUAAAAAAGACAAGAUGAAAAUGAAUGCUUCAGAAAUGUUUUUCUUCUGUCGGAAUCUUGGAUUGAUGGUGGGUCAUUUAGUUCCUGAAGGUGAUGAUUCAUGGAAAUUGUACGUAGCUCUUAAUGAAAUUUUAAGUAUCAUUUCUGCUCCAGUUGUUCAUCAGAACUCUACAGAUUACCUUGUCACCUUAAUUGCUGAACACCAUGAGCUUUACUUAAAAGUAUGUGGAACCACAUUGAAGCCAAAACAUCACUUCAUGCUUCAUUAUCCCAGGAUAAGGAACUUGAUCGGUCCCUUGAUUAAUGUCUGGUGUAUGAGAUUAGAUAGAAAACACCGCCCGAUUAUUAAGCUGUCGUCAAAAAACACAACUUGCCGAAAGAAUUUGCCUUUGACUAUUGCAAAAAAGUACGCUUUAACACUUUGUGCACGGCUGUUCUCCCAGACAGGUUUCCCUAAAGACUUCCAAAGUGUUUCCAAAGAAUGCAGAAUACUUGACUGUGAAGAUUACUUAAACUUCCGAUUCCUUUUACCUGAUGGUCAUGAGAAUUUGAUGGUAUUCAAAAAAGCAACUUUCCUUGACAUCUCUUACAAGUCUGGCAUGGCCUUAGCAUACAAUUAUUAUGAGGAGAAUCUGCCCCUAUUCGGUAUUUUACGCUGGAUUGUAGAACCAGAAGAUAACAUUGGCCUUCGUUUCAUAUUGUCUGUUCUUCAUACCGUAGGAUUUAGUGAUCAUCUCCAAUGUUAUGAAGUUAAACCAACUGAAGUGUGGUUUAUUCAAAGACAUGAUAGUUUAGUGUCGUUCUACCCCAGUUUUCCGCGUACAGGAGCUGAUGGUACUAGCUAUAUUACUUUUAAGCAUUGUCUGUAA
Molecule: messenger RNA, 1665 nt
Organism: Belonocnema kinseyi
Lineage: Eukaryota; Metazoa; Arthropoda; Insecta; Hymenoptera; Cynipidae
Exons: 2
Coding region: 1-1665 (554 amino acids)
Source: RefSeq, a predicted model, not a curated record